Messenger RNA from Cladocopium goreaui, 981 nucleotides. The record is from the annotation of a GenBank genome assembly. Lineage: Eukaryota; Dinophyceae; Suessiales; Symbiodiniaceae.
UCCCGACCAUGGUUUCAGAACCAUCCCAUUUUGUCAGCUGCUGAUGCUGAUCUCAGCCGUAUCUUUCCAAUUGUGGUGCAUGGAGACGAUGGUGACAGCCACAGACGGCGAAGCUUCACCGUAUUCACUAUAGCUUCACCGCUGAGCCGUGCAGGGAGCUCAUGGGAUCACAGGUUUUUGAUUUACUGCAUGGAUGUGAGUCGUGCUGUGGCAGCUACAUAUGACUGUUUGGAUUCAUGGGUUGUGCACUCACUUACAGAGCUUCAAACUGGACAGUUCAUGUCUGUCGAUCCUUACAACAAUCCAUUUCCACGGGCUGCUUCUGGAGCUAUCUGUGGUGGGUUCCGUGCUGUGCUGUUUGGUUUGAAAGGGGACCAAAAGUACAUACAGCGUGCUUUGAAGCUGACAACGAGUUGGGUGAGUGACAAAUGUUGUAUGUACUGUGAUGCUGCUCUCAGUGGGCCAAAUUUGUACUCGUUCUUCGGUGAAAACGCUCCUCAUAGAUCAACCCUCAAGUCCACUACAGAUUUCAUCAUCCAUGGGUGCCGACCAAACCCUUGGAUACGGAUUCCUGGUUUUGACAUUUCCAUUGUAAUGACCGACUGGCUCCAUUUGGUUGACUUGGCAAUCACCCCGGAAAUGGCUGGGUCUGCUUUGGCCGAGCUCACCAAGACGGAUGAUGUUUGGAGAGGGGAAUCUCAGGAAGAACGCCUUCGACUAGCAGGCUUAGCACGGGAAGCGCUUGAGAUGGAGAUCCUUGUGUACAAAAUCAGACCAAAAUACCAUCAGCUUGACCAUUUGGUGAUCGACCAAAGCAUGUAUUGCAACCCAAUGGCCACAAGCACAUAUGAUGACGAAGAUUUCGUCGGAAAGACAAAAAAAAUGGCACAAAUGUGCCAACCUUUGUAUCUAGGCUACCAGUGUCUAGAAAGAUACGCAGCCUACGUGUGUUGCCGGUGGCUCCGACAGUUGACGGAAUGA